Messenger RNA from Notodromas monacha, 3093 nucleotides. NCBI's taxonomy places the organism in Eukaryota, Metazoa, Arthropoda, Ostracoda, Podocopida, Cyprididae. The record is from the annotation of a GenBank genome assembly.
AGGGAUUUCCUCGAUUUGAGCUCCAGAAAGUCAUGACUCAACGUGGUUUUAUUGAGGUAUUGUGAACUUGCCUGAUUGCUCGAAAAGCAGUCGCUUGGGGAGCUCGAGACUCAACACGAAAAUUCUUCCAUCCAGAGCGUCGUGGUGAAAAGUCGACAGAAGGUUUUUUUAUUUAAAGAGCCACUAGUAGACUGGGAUUACAUUCGUGUAUCCUUCCCAGUCAUGGAUUACGAUCGUCGCCGUUCCUCUGGUGGUCGAGGUCGCGGCCGACCUUUCCAGUCCCAGUCCCGCUACAACUCUUGGGGCAACUCUUGGAACUCUGGCCACAACAACUACUACAACAGCAACAAGAACAACAACAACAACAGCAGCAGCUACAACCAAUCCCCUCACUAUGGAUUCUACGGCCCGAGGGACAAUCUUCCGGAAAGAGUCGCCCCGCCGAUGCCGGUGGAACGCACUAUCCCGCCGGAAGAUGACCGGGAGUUGACGGAGGCCGAAGCUCAAAGAGCGUAUCAGAUAUCGAAUAGCCUGUCGGCCGUCAUGUCGUCGUUGAGCGAGCGGGCGAGUGGUCACACGACGGACAGGAGGCGCCGGCACCACGACGGCUGGAGGCCGCCGUUGUCGAGCGUUAUUGACAAAGGGGCAUUUCCGACACCAAAGAAAAGGCUCAGGUUCAUGGACAACCUUUAUUGCACCAUUUGCAACAUCGAUUUGACCAGUGAAAGCGUGAUGGAAGCACAUAUCAAAGGCAUGCGGCAUUUGAAGAAAUCCAUGAAUUUGCGGCAAAUUGACCCAGUGCGAGCCCAGGAGCUGGAAAACGCGGGGUUCAGUGGGGUCACGGACAGGCCGGCAUUUGGAGGCAAGAGACGAGCCCUGGGGAAACCCGGGGCCCUGGCCAAGUUGUUGGAGGACUCGGAACAUCCGAUCAUUGGUGCUGAAUUCCUCGAAGAAUACUCUGCCAAUCCGGACUCCAAAAUUGAGCCCGUGUAUUAUUGCACGUUGUGCUCGGCGCAUUCCUCGUUUGAAGUCAUGUUCCAGCACGUUAUUGGGCAGAAGCAUCGAAUGAAAUACCUGGUGAUUAUGAUGCUAUUUUUAGUCCUUGGAAUGGGGCUCGUGGUGAUCAAUAGUGUGGAAGUGGAAUUGAAGCUUGGAGUUCCUGUAUCGAAGUGCAUGGUGAAGAGCGAGGCAGCCAAGAUGGAGCGAGAGAUGGGCAGGCAAUUGGGCAAGAUCAAAACCAUCUCCGGAUUGACAGCGAUGCCGGAUUUCACCAAGUUGAAAGCUGAGAAGAACGAGUCGUCACUGAAGAUAUCGAUGAAACCAGACUCUGGGUCAUCUUUCGUGCGUGUGAAGAAGGAACCCACGGAUCCCAACAGUGACGACGACGACGUAGUGGAAAUAAUCGAUGCGCCGAAAUGCGAUCCCCCGGUCGUCGACAUUGGCCAAGACACAGUUUCCAGUACGGAAGUGGAGAAGCAGGAAGCGGAAGUGUGUGAUUCCGCAGAAGCUCGGACGACGGAACCGGAAGACGAGAAUUCCGUCGGCACUUCGGAAGAGGUUCAAUCGUCCCCGAAGGCGAAACAGGAGAAUGUGGUUCACGGCGUCCCGGAAGCAUCGACUUCCGUCUUUCAAGACCCGGAAAACGAGAAACCCUGUGGGAAAUCCGGGCUCGGGCAGAGCCCCUAUGCUGAUGUUAUUGGCAGUCUGAUUGGCUGCACGAUCAAAAGUAUGAGUGAUCUACACUUGGCUGUGAACGUGUGUGGAAGUCUGAUGGUGAACCUCUUGUGCUGGCAUCAGGAAGACGAAGUCAGCGAUGAUGAGGCCGAAGCGAAACGACAAAAGCCCGAAGUUAUUCCCGUUGUGAAUUCGAUUUUGGAUAAUAUCAAACGCUACACCGACUUGUUGGAGUUGGACGAAGUGCUGGACCUUGUGAAGAAUCGGAAAUUGUGGCCGGAACCGCAGAUCACGGCGGAAAGUCUAGUGGAGAAACUUUUGGAGCGUGUCGGGGAUUGUGAAAGCUCAGGAAUCUGGUCUCAUCCGGACGCCGAAGAAGAUGUUUUACGAAGCCUGGAGAAGCUGACUGAGCGCCUGCGGUUAUCAAUCAACACUCGUCGUCAUCAUCAUCAACAGGAACAUCGUCACGUCGUCGAACCCAGCAGUCAUUCAUCGCCGCCGCCACCACCACCGACGCCGGUCGGCGUGUGGAAAAGCGAACCGGCGCCUUCGAGUCCCGAUUGCUCCGACGCGUUCGGGCCACUGACGACAUCUGCGUCGUUGCCACCGGCAGAUGUCGCUGCCGUCGCGGCGGCGUCGGCUCAUCAUUUCCCUUACAUUCCGUCGCCGUUGGACCUUAAUGUGGCUUUUAGUCCAGUGAGUCCGGACGAGCCGACGGGAGUGGUUUUUGAUGACGCGUUUAUGUCGUGUUUGGGGUCGCCGUCUGCGAGCCCGCCGGUCGGCGUGGGGUUGUACGGAAUGGCGUCUUCGUCGGCGGCGGCGACGGCGGCGGUGUCGUCUGGCGGCUUGCUGGGCAAUAACAGCAUCUCGGAUAUUACGAAGGCGGAUGUGGAUUACUCCAUGGCGGAUUGCUGGGGGCAGAGGAAUCAUCUUCUUGCGCAUAUGGACAUGGGAGUUCGAGACGCGUCCAGCUUCUUGCAGUCCUCGUACGGGUCGUUUGGUGGGUCCCUGCCGCCGUUGCAACCCUUUGAACCCCCGAUCAGCCAACUAGCACCCGCUUCGAUGACCUCGCAACCCGUGGCCCGGCCAGAAAUCACACCCGACGACCCCGAAGAGCUCUUCAACGUUGCUCGCAUGAAGGGCAAGCGGAAACUGCUCCCAUCCAAAAAGAAAAAAACUAUUCCGACUGUGGUGGUGUUGAUGAUGUUUCUGCGGCCGGACUGUGAAAUAGGGAUGAUAUUUUAUGCGAUGGUGGUGAGGGCCCGGGACGGGUUAGUGUUGUGCGAUUCGACGGACGUGAAAGAAGCCGUCGACAAGGACAUUCGCGAUGGGAAACGGUGCAUGAAGCUGUUGGCGAGGAAAUUGCGUCAAUUCGACGACCGUUGUUUGCUUCAAGUUGGCAAACACUCCGUGUGGUGA